Eucalyptus grandis is the source of this 981-nucleotide messenger RNA. RefSeq lists its product as uncharacterized. The transcript is spliced from 3 exons. The record is from RefSeq and is a predicted model, not a curated record. Bases 83 to 628 code for a protein of 181 amino acids. NCBI's taxonomy places the organism in Eukaryota, Viridiplantae, Streptophyta, Magnoliopsida, Myrtales, Myrtaceae.
GAAAGAGUCCGAUAAAGCCUCCUCUCCAAGGCUCCCCCGCUCUCACUUCUCUCCCUCCCAUACCUUUGAACUCAGAAAAACAAUGGCUGCCGGCCUCUGCAAUCUCGCACUCCUCGCUCUGGCCAUUGCCUUCGGCGUUCAAGGAACCCUAGGAGAUAUUGCAUGUGAGAAUCUUGAUCAAGGAUCGUGCGCGUUCGCCGUGUCGUCCACGGGCAAGCGGUGCGUGCUUGAGAAGCAGGUGAGGAGGAGCGGGGAGGAGGGCUACACAUGCCGGUCCUCGGAGAUCGAGGCCGACAAUCUGAAGGACCACAUCGAGACUGACGAGUGCAUCGCCGCUUGCGGGCUCGACAGAAAGACUCUCGGCGUCUCCUCGGAUUCGCUCCUCGAGUCUCGCUUCACCCAAAAGCUCUGCUCCUCUGGGUGCUACGAAAACUGCCCCAACAUCGUCGAUCUCUACUUCAGCCUCGCCGCCGGUGAAGGCGUGUUUCUUCCCAAACUAUGCGAGGCUCAAAGAGGGAUUGCGCGCAGAGGAAUGGGUGAGAUCCGAAGCUCGGGGCACGUGGCUCCGGGACCAAUUCACUCUGUCCAGUUCAUAGGAGUCGCCCCAGCAACGGCGCCUUCUUACUAAUCGCCUUGCCUCUUUCUCCGAAGCACAUCGCUGCAGAAGUUAUGUCGAUAGAAUAGGUUAUACGGGUUUGUUUUGAUUUCAUUAUACUCCUCGAACGAUGGUUGCCGGGCCUGCGCGCUUUGGCGUGUCAUGGCGUCGCGCGCAUGCCGACAUGCAUUAGUAUUACUUAAAACUAUGUAUGCACAAUCAUUUUGGAUUGAAACACAAACAUAUAUGUACCUGCAAUAAGGUGCUCUACAGGAGCAUCAAAGUUUAUAUAUUGUUCCAAGUUGUGUGGUGUCUUUUGUUUCAGAUUAGUUCGUUGUGGAUGGCUUUUGGAAAUGAAUACGAAUCUAUAUAUCGUAUUCUGCAUA